Rhopilema esculentum is the source of this 524-nucleotide messenger RNA. The record is from RefSeq and is a predicted model, not a curated record. NCBI's taxonomy places the organism in Eukaryota, Metazoa, Cnidaria, Scyphozoa, Rhizostomeae, Rhizostomatidae.
AUGAGGGAUCGUUUCCUCAAUGACUGUGAUGAAGAACCGGCACCCUCUAAUGACAUAGAGCAAUCGCUCUCAAGUGAUGGUGAAGUGUCGUACAAUACCCAACAAUCAGAGGGAGAAUAUUGCGACGACUAUCAUCUCUUGCAUUCCUAUGAAAGAAAUGCUGCCAGUGACGUAAUGACUGAUGCAAAUGGAUGCAAUGCUCAGAAAGUUCAAGAAUUCACGUGUCCUUACAAUAAAUGUAGCCAGCUAAACCAAUCACUUGCAAGUUUAAAAGCAGAGCUUGCAGAACUUUUCAGGAGAAAAGAUGGACUACUCAGAAGAAUAAUAGAAGCAAAAAAAGUGCAGAAUGAGAAACUGAGCUUCUACUCAAAGAUGGUGGACGUAAGUUUUUGUAAUUUAUUCAGAUCAGAUCGACCUUACUUUCCUUGAAUAUAAUUUUCUUGUUUAUCAUAGUAUAUCAAUAUAAUAAAGAUCGUUUUCAUGUAUUUGAUGACAAAAACUCACUUCAGCUAGCCAAUAAAUAU